AGAUUUCUGCAGCCAUGAGCGUGGUGCCGGGAGUCGCGUAGACGCGAUCGCCAAUCGACGAUCUGUCCGAUCGGGUAUUCCUCGGUAUCGCGAGUACUAUUAUCUCGACGGAUACGGAGCCGGAAAAGAGGGUGACGCGAUGACUGUCACCGAGCUGGAUACGGAGCGAGUGUUCGACGACUUCGUCAAGUCCAGGGAGCUGACCGUCGUUCACUUUUACGCACCAUGGGCGGCGCAGUGUUCCCAGAUAGACGACGUGCUCGAGGAGAUGUGCAAGCUGGAGGAGUACAGAGGUGUGCAGUUUGGCAGGGUCGAGGCUGAGAAUGUACCCAUGGUGUCUCACAAGUUCGGAAUAGCGGUGGUGCCCACCGUCCUCUUGCUGAGAAACAGCUGUAUAGUGGACAGGGUGGACGGUGUCAACACCAUCGAGUUGACCGGCAAGGUCAAGCAUCACUUGUACAACAAGGAUCCGUUGUCAGACCAUGUGAUCAAAUUCAAGGAACCACUGGAGGAGAGACUGAAGAAACUGACCAAUCAGGCGCCCUGCAUGCUGUUCAUGAAAGGAAACCCGGCGCAACCGCGAUGCGGCUUCUCCAGAACCAUCGUCUCGAUCCUGGACGGCUACAAGGCCGAUUACAAGACGUUCGACAUAUUGCAAGACAAUGAGGUUAGGGAGGGACUGAAAAAGUUAAGUAACUGGCCGACGUAUCCGCAAUUGUACAUAAACGGAGACCUGAUCGGCGGAUUGGACAUUGUGAAGGAGAUGAGUGAGUCGGGCGAGUUGGAAUGUAUGUUACCGAAGAAGGAAAGUGUCGAAGAGAGGCGAGUCGCCGGUGCAUCUGUCUAAGCAGUCUUUCGAAUAAAAUAUUAGUGAAGUAAAUCUUGCUCAUUCAAACACAAGCACACAUAUGUACAUCUGUAAGGAAAGAGAACCCAAUAUAACUAAUAAGUCGCAAGAAA
Messenger RNA from Dinoponera quadriceps, 960 nucleotides. RefSeq names its product glutaredoxin-3 (gene Grx3). Lineage: Eukaryota; Metazoa; Arthropoda; Insecta; Hymenoptera; Formicidae. The record is from RefSeq and is a predicted model, not a curated record. The transcript is spliced from 2 exons. The coding region runs from base 140 to 847 and encodes 235 amino acids.